GCCCUUGAUUGCUCACCACCACCACCACGACCAAUUGCCAUCAUUACGACGACAUUGAAUGCUCCCGCAAGCGUAGCUACACCGCUACUCAGCUCCUCUACGAUGCCUCCUCCAUCGAGGGGCCGUAGUCAGCUCCAUCCUUCCUCCUCCUCCUCCUCCUCCUCAACCGCUCGCAGUCUCUCGACCUCGGCAGCAUCGGCCCACAUGCGGUUACCCCCCUUGUCCCAGGUGCCGGCCCACCUCACACGCCUCGCCUAUCACGCCCUACAGGUCUUUCGUGGACUCUCGCUCAAGGCAAAGGCGAUCCUCUUCUUCUUUGCAGUGGCGUAUUUAGCAUUGAUCGUGACGGUCCUUCGGAUAGGCACCCACGGCAUACUCGAGUACCUGUCCGGUUUCGCCCUGUACUUUUCCCACUCCUCCUUUGGACCCAGUCUCCUGAUCCUCAUCAUCACAGUGCUCUCCUUUCCGCCCCUGGUCGGCUAUGGGACCUCGAUUACAGUCUGUGGAUUGUCAUUUGGGUCUCCGGAGUCAGGCGAGGGGCAUGGACUGCUCUUGGCAUGGGCAAUUGCAGCUGGAGGUUGCCUGACGGGCGCCACUGCCUCUUUCCUCGUCGGCCGUUGGGGGCUGGCGAGAUAUGGUGAUCGCUUUGAUUGGAUCAGGGAGGUCAGAGGAGGAAAGGAGUGGAGGGCGAUGGAGAAGGCGGUAGAACGCAAGGGCUGGAAGAUGGCGAUUCUUAUACGGCUAUGUCCCUUUCCAUUUGUCUAUUCAAAUCUCUUCUUCUCAUCCCUCCGGCCGAGCUCCGUGUCGCUACCCCUCUUCAUCUUCGCCACGCUCUGCACUACCCCAAAGCUCCUGAUCCACGUCUUUGUGGGAAGCAAAGCCUUCGAAGCCAUCCAGUCUGGCAAGAAUGGGCAAGCAGCAAGCAAGUCCUGGCUCAGCGUGGCGUCGAUCAUUGGAGCUAGUCUAUUAGGAGCGAUCACGAGCUGGUACAUCUAUAGAGAGACGAAGAAGGUCUUGGACAGUUUCGUAGAGGAGGAUGAAGAAGAGGCGAGGAUGAAUGCCGAGGAAGAAGGUCGAAGGAGGGGAGCUCAUCAAGAGUGGGGCAAUGGUCACGCUUCGCGGCAACCUGAAGGAGAGGGCUGGGGCUGGUUGGACGCGGAGGAGGGAGACUCACAAAAGCGGCGGACAGUCUCGCAAUCGUCGAGGAAUGGUCUGCAAAGACAGCCUAGCGGGUCUGCUUCCUUUACAUUAGGAGACCUGGACGGAGAAGAUGCUCAAGGCUCAGACGGGGUGGAUGACUAUCUGUAUGGCGGCAAGGACGAUGCGAAGCGGAGCUUACUCGGGCGCAGUAGUCGUCGGGACUGAGCCGGUCGAACCUGUCCCGCAUUAGAUGGCUCCUCGAGAUACCAAUCCAGACGCACCCACGCAGAUGGGGAGUACUGCUCU
This is a messenger RNA of Microstroma glucosiphilum, 1446 nucleotides long. RefSeq lists its product as hypothetical. NCBI's taxonomy places the organism in Eukaryota, Fungi, Basidiomycota, Exobasidiomycetes, Microstromatales, Microstromataceae. The transcript is spliced from 3 exons. Gene Ontology annotation, cellular component: Golgi membrane. Gene Ontology annotation, biological process: mitotic spindle elongation; vesicle-mediated transport. The record is from RefSeq and is a predicted model, not a curated record. The coding region runs from base 103 to 1365 and encodes 420 amino acids.